AUGAGUGCCACAUACCAGCCCUCCUACGCUGCCUACGACAGCCAUGCUACACACAACUAUACUGCUGCUUCUGCUCAAUCAAACAGACCCAAGGUCAGGGUAGCCGACUCUCAAAAUCUCCAAUACCUCCGCUACCCGCCCCAGCCUGUCCAGCAGCCAGUGCACCAACAAGCCCUCCAAUACGACAUUCCUAGCACAUCGCACCAGGUGCAGAGGGAUUCCGACCAUCUGGCACGCCCACCGACACCGACUUCAGAGGCUACCAUGCCGUCCCAGGAAAGCCAGUCCAGACGGAACUCGGAUACCCUCAUCUUUCACAGCCUCCAAAUACCGAAAUGCAUCAGCCCAGCUGGAGGAAAUCUGGCAGACUUUGCCGCUCAGAUGACAUGCCUCUUCUGGUUCCAGUCAACAGAUGACCUCAAGAACGCCGAAUCCAUUCGCUCGAUUCCCGUAACAGCCACAUUACCCCGACUGUCCUCCUUGGCCAAACCCUACGACCAGUUUCGCAAAUGGGUUUUGAAUGUGCUUCAAACAACCCAGGUGACUCAAAAUGUCAUUUUGCUGGCGCUCCUCUUCAUUUACCGUUUGAAGAUGUCGACUCCACAGAUCAAAGGCCGCGCUGGCAGCGAGUAUCGACUCCUCACUGUCGCCCUGAUGCUUGGCAACAAAUUUCUUGAUGAUAAUACAUAUACCAACAAGACGUGGGCCGAAGUAUCUUGCUUUGCCGUCCAGGAAAUCCAUGUCAUGGAAGUUGAAUUUCUCAGUAACAUGCGAUACAACUUGCUAGCCUCCAAAGAGAUAUGGGAGUCAUGGAUCACCAAGCUCGCCUGCUUCCACGAGUAUUAUGACCGCGCCUUGCGUCAACCCGCCUCGCCCCUGCACACGGCAGCCAUGUUCCAGUCCCCGAUGUCGUCCCCCAAAGCUAAUAUGCUACAUAUGAUGCCUGACAUGCCCCCUUACACUCCUACCACGUUCAAGACGUUCUCUCCAACCUCGAGUCAUUCGCAAGACUGGCACACAGUAUACCAGGCAAACGCCGCCUCGCCGCUGGCAUCCAAGCCUGUUCGCCUCACAACCUCGCGCAAAAGAAGUCCCGAGUAUGACGCCGCCGACCACCCCGCCAAAAGACAGAUGGCUCCGCACAUUGCACCCGUCAUUGUUCCUGGAAACGGUGUCCGCAUUUCUGGUGCUGUCGAAGCACGACUACCUGUUCCCCAGCUUAGCGUCGUGACGAGUCAGGCCCAACCCGCUGGAGCACCCUAUCUGCCAACUGCUCCGUCAUACACUCCAGUCCCCAGUAUGCCUCUUCCGCCGCUGCAGCUUGGUGUCCGUGCCAUGUCGACGGUAUAUCAGCAGCCACUUGGUGGAAAUGCAUCACAGCAACAACUCCAGCCUCAAGCCCAGCAGCAGAUGAUGCCUGUAGUGACAACAGCUCCAAGCUACCCGGUUUCGGCAACGGCUACCCAUCCUCCUGUCAAUCUAGGUACUCCGAGCAAGCGACGCAGCCCUGGUCACCUGGUUCACUACACAUCGUCGCCCAUGAUAGAGCCUUACGGAGCGGUAUCGGCUAUGCAUACGCCGCUUGCACUGACGCCUCUGGCCAAUUCGCCAAGCAUCUACUUGCAGCAGCGCUCGAGCCCAUACAAGCCUAUUCGACACGUCAACAGGCUCCUUCAUCCUGCGUCGGCAUCCCUGGAUCAGUACCACCUGUCUGUACCGAUCCACCCCAACCAAAUUCACUAUCAGCCUCUAGGCAGACGCAACGACGUACGCACUGGUGUAGUGCCCGAGUUUGUAAUGUACAACAGACAACAACAACAGCAAAUGGUGCCGCAGAGUCUGCAUCAAGGCGUAUACCCCUAG
Cordyceps militaris CM01 is the source of this 1863-nucleotide messenger RNA. Its product is annotated as mucin. Gene Ontology annotation, cellular component: nucleus; cyclin-dependent protein kinase holoenzyme complex. The record is from RefSeq and is a predicted model, not a curated record. NCBI's taxonomy places the organism in Eukaryota, Fungi, Ascomycota, Sordariomycetes, Hypocreales, Cordycipitaceae. The coding region runs from base 1 to 1863 and encodes 620 amino acids. Gene Ontology annotation, biological process: regulation of cyclin-dependent protein serine/threonine kinase activity. The transcript is spliced from 3 exons. Gene Ontology annotation, molecular function: protein kinase binding; cyclin-dependent protein serine/threonine kinase regulator activity.